Molecule: messenger RNA, 7187 nt
Organism: Notodromas monacha
Lineage: Eukaryota; Metazoa; Arthropoda; Ostracoda; Podocopida; Cyprididae
Source: the annotation of a GenBank genome assembly
AUGUGUCGCACUGCUUGAAGAUACGACUUUGGUUCGUGAUGACGCCAAAUUCCUUGCCAAGCGCGUUCGGCGCUUGUCUUGGUUCUCAGUUAGUCAUGAUGUGUUGGAAGCUGGUUUAGUUGGCGAAGUGUAUAGAGGCGGAAGCGGAGCUUCUCCAGCUUGCGAAGUCUCUGAGACUUCGAAGCAUGGAGUUGCUGCGUACGAAAACUCAUGUGAUCGCGAUCGACGGGAGUCAUUCCCUUUGGAUUCCGAGGGAUGGCUCGUCACCGUUUGUUUCACCUGCCUCAAAGUUAGGAUCUCUCGUGGGUGACGUCGAAUGCCUUGGACUGAUCUAUGCCAUUCUUGGGAGGCUCAGUUUACCAAUUAGCAACGAACAGUAUUUGUUCGUGAUAGCUGAUAAAGCAGAUGUGGGGAAAGUUCCGGGAGUAGGUCCUGUCAGGAAAAUUACAAGAGUCGUUCCCAUUGUCUUAUCUUCUUGGCAGUCCACGGAAGUACCGGAAGUUCUGGACAUUCCUGAUGCUUUGCUACCAUGUCCGAAACACAAAAAGGCUGGAAAAGCCGAAUCCGCUUUAAAAGGAAUUUUGGAUGUCUCCCCGAAGUCUGCCUCCGGCGCAUUACAGUUCACGAUUGGUGCCCUGAAAACUGCGACGUCUACGAUCAAAUCUGCUACAAAUCAAGCAAAAGAGCAAAUCAAACUUGGAACUUCAGAAUCUCGUGCAAUAAACAAAGAGCGUCUCCAAAGGCGUGUCUAUGAAGAAGUUGUGAAACUACUCAAUGAACCGGAUUCAUUCUACUUUUCGACUUCGGGAAAUAUCAGUCAAACCGUUCAAAACAAACUGGGCAACAAGGUACGGCUCCCAGAUGACCCAGAACCCGAAAAAUGCAGGGAACCUCUGAACUGGCGACAUUUUGAGGACAGAUUUUUCUGGAACAAGCACAUGCUGAAGGAUUUUUUGGCGUUGAGCAACAGUGACAAAAAUAAUGCGGAUAGGUGGAUCACACCCGUUAUGAUGGGUUACGUUGAAGUGAAAAAGUGUCGUCACGAUGCCCCCAAUAAUCGGGCGGACGAAAUGACUCUUGCGUUGGUUUCUCGUCGUUCGAGAUUCCGAGCAGGAACGCGGUAUCGUUCUCGCGGUGUCGAUGACAAUGGCUACGUUAGUAAUUACGUGGAAACCGAGCAAAUUCUCGGUUUUGGACAACAUGUGAUGGCCGUGACGAUCGUUCGUGGAUCCAUUCCGAUCUAUUGGAGUCAGCCCGGAGCCAAGUACCGUCCCCCACCUAGACUCGAUCGUGGAUUCAAAGAAUGUCAAGAGGCAUUCAGGAAGCAUAUAGAUCGAGAACUUGAGCUUUACAACCAUGUGAGCAUCAUUAACUUAGUUCAAAAGGAAGGAUCGGAGAGUGUAUUGAGUCAAGCUUACGAGAAACACCUCGUGGAAUACGAUUCUCGGGACUUGGAUUACAUACCUUUCGAUUUUCAUCAAUACUGCCGAGGACUGAAAUUCCACAAUGUCGGCAUAUUGAUCAAGUCAGUUGAAGAGAUCAUCAGGGAGAUUGGAUUUUGUUGGGCCGACAAACAAGGUUUAAUCUGCAAGCAAAACGGCGUUUUCAGAGUGAAUUGCGUUGAUUGUCUCGAUCGUACGAAUGUUGUUCAGGCUGCGCUUGGUCGGGCCGUUUUCGAAUGGCAAUUGAACAAACUAGGUCUCUUGGGACCAGGAAUGCGACUGAGUCUUGGAAUCCAACAAACUCAUCAGGUCUUAUGGGCCAACAAUGGAGAUAUUAUUUCUCGCCAGUACACUGGAACCAAAGCUUUAAAGGGAGAUUACACUCGAACUGGAGAAAGGAAAUUUGCCGGUUUGAUGAAGGACGGAAUGAACUCGGCGAAUCGGUAUUAUUUGGGGCAAUUCCGCGAUGCUUAUCGACAAGGAGCUUUCAACCUGAUGCAAGGUGCGGAAGAUGCCCUCAUUACUUCACUAAUGGCGGAAGAUCACAGUAUAGGAGGAAAGAAUGUUCUGAGUCCCAGUUGCCAAAGGAGGUUUGCCAGUGGUAAUUCGGAUGAUGAUCUUUCGCCUGGAUCAAGUGGACCAUUAACAUCCGAUGAAGUUAUCGAGCGAGUGAAAGCGUUGUUAGUUGAAUGCCUCGCUGAAUUGGUUCCAGACCUUGCAACCGUACUGGGAGCUUGGGGCCUCAUUGAUGCCGAUCCUGUCACCGGCGAUCCAAGCGAACAAGACGUGGAUUGUAUUCUGAUUUUGACGCAAAACUCGUACAUCGUAGCCAUGUAUGACGAGACCCUGGAGCAAAUGGAAGAUUACAUAGCUGUGAACUUGUGUGAUAUGACAGCUAUUGAAAUCGGAUUAGAGCAGAUGUCUUCGCCGUCUCCGAAGUUCACGAAUUUUUUGUCUGGGAAGAAGGAUUCUAGUAAUUCUACUCAAAACGACAGCCAACCAUAUCUGAGACAUACUGUCUUGAGACUGAGUUACAAGUUUCGUGGAGAAUCCGGAUUCUAUCAUCAGUUCCGAGCUUCGAAUUUUCGCUUCUUCAAUAAUGUGCCGCUUCUCAUGAAAUCGGAGGAGGAGAAAAUUGAAUCGUUGCGUGCGAUAGGGGAAACGAUUGCGACAGCCGCGAACACUUUUUCCGUCCGCAACAGUGAGAUAAGAGUUAAGGAGCAUCGAGGUCCAUUGGAUUCGGCGAGAAGUCGUUUAGUGAAAAAUUCAUCGCGGAAAGCCUCAGUUUCCUUGAAUUUUUUGUCAAGCUUCGACGUCGGUUUAUCGCGGUUGUCAGAUUCCAAUGACCAAGCGUCAUCUUCUUCAUCCUCACCGUUCAAGUCAACUUUCGGAAGAAUCGGUGCAAAAGCAUUGAAUAACGUUAGCUCCAGUUUCGCAAAGUUGAGCCCCGUCUCUGCGAUUCAUCGAUCCAUUAGGAAGGCGCAACGAAGUCCUCUGAAUGCCGAUCGACGAGUGAGGAAAUCUCAAAUUUAUCAGAAGAAAGUUUACGGCAGUCAAGCGGGAGGUAUGGAACCUGCAGAUGCUUUGUCAGUUCCGACAAUGGCGACUUCGGCGUCUUUCUCGGCCAGCGACGCGGAUCCCAACACGGUAGUCAGUGACGAUUUUGUUUCUUCCUGUGGAAUUUUAUCCGUGCUGGAUCAUCAACAGCAGAAAACCAUGCUAACGGAGUCUAACAAUAUGAGAAAAGAGCAAGCGACGAGUUCUCGUUCUCUGAAUGAAGUUGAUAGACUGGCAACUAGCGGAAACCGGUCCUUACUCAAUCUGAAACUCGGCAACGAAAACACCGUGAAGCAGUCGAGAAGUGAUACGUGUAUCGCGAAAAACGAAGCCUCACCCAUCAGCCCGAGUGCAUUUAUCUUGUCUGGGAUUGCCAAGGGUGUGCAAUCGAUCGGCGGGAAUUUUCACGGAAAAAGGAGAGAUGUUAAUCUUGUCGAGGACAGAGCGUUUCUUCAGAAAAAAAUGGCGUGCAAAUCGAGGUUUAUUGAAAUCGGGAGGACCGAACCGUCUGCCAUGUGUGAUCGUGCGGACGUGGAUCUGCACAACGAAGGUCACCGUAGGCCUGCGUUGAGAAAUGCGCUGAAAACGGGUGAGAUCGAGCAUAUCUCGGAGUUGUCCGAAUCGUUUGGAAAGUUGCUCAUCAGUGAAAUUUUCUCGGACGUUGUGCUCAUUGUGGGAGAUGAGAGAUUCCCAGUGCAUCGGACGGUCAUGGCCGCGAGAAGCCCUUAUUUUCGAGCGUUAUUUUUUGGUGGCAUGAAGGAGUCCCUCGAAUCUGAAGUGGUGCUAAAUGACCCACCGGUUGUUGCCUUCAAAGCUAUUUUGGCAUACAUCUACUCUGGGAAGCUCAAGUUCUCUGACAUGUCGGAGGAGUCCAUUCUAGACACACUGUCCCUUGCUCAUCAAUACGAGUUUCCAUCGUUGGAAGUGUCCAUUGCACAAUACCUGCAAGCUCUGUUGACAUUGUUGAAAGUCGUUCGUCCGACUGGCCUGAUCUCCGCUGACGAGUUGCUUGACGCUCUCGAUGCGCGCACGAAGGAUAAUUCGCCAGGACCUGACGACUUGAACUAUCGUGGCUUGCUCGUUUUGGAUGAAAACCUUUUAACGAACCGCCACGGGGCGGAAGUGACUGUCGGCGAAUUACCACAGUAUCUCUUGGACGGGGAUACGGAUACUUUUGACACGGAGCGCGGCUUCACAAGACACGCCAUUGAAGAUAAUCGAUCUCGAAACCUGCGCGGGGAAAGCUAUCAACGUCUCUGGUCGACCGGAAAUAUUUGUUCACAGCAACCACAAAGCUCAGGAGGAAUAGUGGUACGUCUGGGCAAGCCGUCGAUCUUGAAUCACAUCCGCAUGUUACUGUGGGAUAGAGAUUCGCGAUCAUAUUCCUACUACAUCGAGGGUUCCGUCGAUGAGAAUUCUUGGUUCAAGUUGGUGGAUCAUACCAAAGUCCUCUGUCGAUCGUGGCAAGAAAUUCGAUUUCCUCAGCGAGUUAUCAAGUACAUUCGCCUCGUCGGAACUCACAACACCAAUAACAAGGUCUUUCACGUGGUUGCUUUGGAAGCCUAUUACUCGACGAAAGUUGUCAAGAUGCAGGAUGGUUACAUUGUUCCCGAACACAAUGUAGCGUCAUCGCAACUCGGCGCAGUUGUUAUCGAAGGAGUGAGCAGGAGCCGAGACACUUUACUCAACGGGAACACGCAUUCGUAUGAUUGGGAUAACGGAUACACUUGCCAUCAACUCGGCGGGAUGCCGAUUGUCGUCCAACUCUCCCAACCGUAUUGGAUUGGUUCCAUGCGCCUGCUGCUGUGGGAUUGCGAUGACAGAAGCUAUUCGUAUCACAUCGAAACUAGUCUCAACAACAAGGACUGGGAAAUGGCAGUGAACAAAGACAGGGACUUGUGCAGAUCGUGGCAAGAAUUGGUGUUGAGCCAGCCGCGAGCAGCUGCGUUCAUUAGGAUCGUUGGAGUGCGGAAUACGGCGAAUGAAGUGUUCCAUUGCGUCCAUUUUGAGUGCCCGUCUGUUCAGGAUCCGAACGAGAGAUUGCAGAGCACAGGGCCAGCGAAAACGAGGCUUUUGUUUUAUUUCAUGGACCGCAACCCGCGCGAAGAAACCUACCAGCCGUCGCCGUCUUCCUCAUCUUCCUCGGCACUCGAUUCGCAUGCGGGGAACAAGCGGGGUUUCAAAGCCGUCGGCCCGGAAUCUUUGAGUUCUUGCGGCUCCAAGGGUUCCCACUCGCCGUCGAAUAGUGUGUGCUCAAGCUCGACGUCAGUGUCGGAGCCACCGUUGGGACUGAACGCGAGCACGCUGACGUGCUCUGCGUUGAUGACGGAGUCGCGCACUUCGAGGGCCGACAGCGUCGUGCUUUUGCCCGGAGAACGAAUCCAGAGUUCCGCGAGGGAUGUCACCUAUGUGUGUCCUUACAAUGGGCCUUUGAGAGGCACUCUUGGCGUCACCAACUACAGGUUCUUCUUCCGCGGGUUGGAACGAGAUGCACCAUUGACUCUUGACGUACCACUUGGACUAGUGACAUGGGUUCAGAAGUUGGGGAAACUGGGGAACAAAGUUGAACACGUAUUUGGAGUGGACGUGCAUCUUUCUGAUCUUCGGCACGUCCGUUUUGUAUACCUGCAAGACACUGCCUCGAGACGAACAGUGUUUGAACACAUUCAGUACUAUGCUUUUCCUGCGACGCAAAAAAUCAAUUAUUUUGCUUUUGAUUACCGCGACACCUUUAAAGAAAAUGGAUGGACGAUUUAUGACCCUGUGCUGGAACUCACGAGACUCGGUUUGCCAACAGAUUCUUGGGUCAUCACCAAAGUUAACGCAAAAUGUGCAUCGGAAGAGGAUUUGAUCGCAUCAGCAGCGUUUCGUUCGAGAGAACGUCUUCCGGUUUUGUCUUGGCUUCAUCCGGAAACACAGGCCUCAAUCACGCGAUGUUCCCAACCGAUGGUAGGCGUUAGUGCGAAAAGGAGCCGAGCUGAUGAAAAAUAUCUGCAAAUGAUCAUGGAUGCGAAUGCUCAGUCACAUAAAAUUUUUAUUAUGGACGCCAGACCCAGCGUGAAUGCUGUGGCAAACAAAGCUCGUGGCGGUGGAUACGAGAGUGAUGACGCGUAUCCGUUUGCGGAGCUGGUCUUUCUUGACAUACAUAACAUACACAUGAUGCGAGAGUCGUUGAGAAAAUUGAAGGAGCUCGUUUUUCCGUUGGUUGACGAGUCGAGGUGGUUGUCUGGGCUUGCAGCGACGUCUUGGUUGGAUCACGUUAGAUCAAUUCUCGCCGGUGCUGUGCGAAUCGCCGAUAAGGUGGAGAACCAAAGAACCUCCGUCGUUGUUCAUUGCUCUGAAGGAUGGGACAGAACCGCACAGUUGACCGCUCUGGCCAUGUUGAUGCUGGACCCUUAUUACCGAACCAUUCGUGGGUUUCAGGUGUUGAUUGAGAAGGAGUGGCUGAGUUUUGGGCACAAAUUUGAACAGAGGCUAGGAUACGGUGAAGACAGACACACGGAUGCGGAUCGUAGCCCCAUCUUCGUUCAGUUCAUGGAUUGCGUGUGGCAAAUUAUGCAGCAGUUUCCCCACGCCUUCGAAUUCAACGAAAAUUAUUUGAUUCAAAUCCUGGAUCAUGCUUAUUCGUGUCGGUUUGGAACCUUCUUGUUCAACAGUGAAAAAGAGCGGAAGGAGAAAGACGUUAAGCGCAAGACAAUAUCAUUGUGGACCUACUUGAAUUCUCGCUUGGACGAGUUUCUCUACCCCUUGUACAACAAGUAUGAAUCUCGGCCGUUGAUCAUCCUCCCAGCUGCCAAACUCCGGUCCAUGAAGUUGUGGAAGUCCUACUAUUGUCGCUGGAAUCUCCGCAUUUUUCGUCCGGAGCAAAUGUCUCUGAGAUCCAGAGAAAUUUUGGCAUGCAGAUCGCAGCUGGAGAAGAAGCUCGAGUUGCUGAUCGAAGAACUAAGAUGUAGGGAAGACCAGGACCAGGGAAAUGUACCCCAAGUCAUGGUUUGACGCUGGUAUUUUUUUAUGCUUCUGUGAUUAUUAAGAAUUAUGUAAACCAGCCAAGAAAUCAUCAUGUGAGACAUGGUGUCUCGAAAUGCGUGCAUACAUAUUUUCAUGUGUUCCUUGAAGCCGAAUGCUUAAGAAACGAUUUCAAAUUUUUGCAGAAAUGAAUAAUCUUUUUUUUUCUUCAACACACGGACC